AUGGGUGCCUUCCCUGCGGUGGCUUUGGCCCCUGUGGCCCUGGGCUGGCGCUCCGAGUGCAACAUCGAGGGCCUGGACGUGCAGGUGUUCAUUCAUGGCAUCGGGGAACGGUCAGACCAUGACGGCAGCGCUUGCCGUGUGGCGUGGUUGGACCACAAGGACCUGCAAAGUGCGGACGCUUCGGAGCUGCAAGGACGGGUCGAUUUCCUCUUCACGGACUCACGAUCCUAUGUGCCCUUUCGCGGGCGUCACGGCUCG
Molecule: messenger RNA, 258 nt
Organism: Symbiodinium necroappetens
Lineage: Eukaryota; Dinophyceae; Suessiales; Symbiodiniaceae
Source: the annotation of a GenBank genome assembly